AUGAGUAGCCCUGCCGUCCGUUGCAUUUCAGAAUGUCUCGUGAAGCCACACCACUCCAACCAAGUCUCAAACCAAAUCUGGGAUUUAACACCUUGGGAUAUUGCUAUGCUCUCUGUGCACCACAUCCAGAAGGGUUUACUCUUCAUCAAACCUUCCACGCUUCAUCCACAUCAUUUCAUGGAGAAUCUGUUGGAGAAGCUCAAACACUCUCUUUCUCUCACCCUCUCCCGUUUCUAUCCAUUGUCUGGUCGCCUUGUCACCCACAAAACCCAACACCCUCCCUCUUAUAUUGUUUUUGUUGAUUGCAACAACACUGAUGGAGCUAGAUUCAUCUAUGCAACUUUAGACAUGACCAUAUCUGACAUACUCUCCCCUGUUGACGUCCCACCCACUAUUCACUCAUUCUUUGACCACCACAAAGCCAUCAACCAUGAUGGUCACACCAUGCCGCUGUUGUCCAUCCAGGUGACUGAAUUGGUGGAUGGUGUUUUCAUAGGUUGUUCCAUGAACCAUGUUAUUGGCGAUGGAACUUCGUAUUGGAAUUUCUUCAAUACAUGGUCUCAGAUCUUUCAAGCACAAUCUCAUCAAGCUCAAGCUCAUGAAUAUGACGUUCCCAUUUCAUACCAACCCAUUCAUAAUCGCUGGUUUCCAAACAAUUGUAGUCCGCCAAUCAAUCUUCCUUUCAAACAUCAUGACGAGUUUAUUAGCAGAUCUGAAGCAUCAUUGUUGAGAGAGAGAAUUUUUCAAUUUUCAGCAGAGUCUAUUGCCAAACUGAAAGCAAAGGCCAACUCGGAAUCCAAUACCACGGAAAUAUCUUCGUUCCAAUCAUUAUCAGCACUUGUUUGGAGAUCCAUAACUCGUGCGCGCUCCCCACCUAACGAGCAAAAAACAAGUUGCAGGUUGGCGGCAAAUUGUCGGUCAAGAAUGGAACCAACUCUGCCUGAAGAAUACUUUGGAAACUGCCUUCAUGCAGUAGAGGCAGAAACGACAACAGGGGAAUUGCUUGAGAAUGGCAUAGGAUGGGCAGCAUGGAAGUUGCACGUGGCUGUUGCAAACCUUAACGAUAGAGUGGUGUUGCAAUUUCUCCAACAGUGGUUAGAGUCACCUUUGAUAUAUCAAAUUGGUCGUUUCUUUGACCCGUAUUGUGUGAUGAUGGGUAGCUCGCCCAGGUUCAAUAUGUAUGGGAAUGAUUUUGGAAUGGGAAAAGCAGUGGCAGCUAGAAGUGGGUAUGCUAACAAGUUUGAUGGGAAAGUGUCAUCCUACCCAGGACGUGAUGGAGGGGGAAGCAUUGAUUUAGAAGUGUGCCUUUUGCCACAUAUAAUGAGCUCUCUGGAAUCAGAUGAGGAGUUCAUGAAUGCUCUUUUGCCAUCCAAUACAUUGUUCUAG
Messenger RNA from Sphenostylis stenocarpa, 1386 nucleotides. NCBI's taxonomy places the organism in Eukaryota, Viridiplantae, Streptophyta, Magnoliopsida, Fabales, Fabaceae. The record is from the annotation of a GenBank genome assembly.